AUGGCGUUUAAUGAUUGUUUUAGUUUGAGCUAUCCUGGUAAGCCCCAGCCAGGGGACUUGAUUGAAGUAUUUCGUUCUGGCUAUCAGCACUGGGCGCUGUACUUGGGUGAUGGUUAUGUUAUCAACAUAGCUCCUCUAGAGGAUGGCAUUUCUGCAUCAUUUACAAGCGCCAAGUCUGUAUUCAGCAGGAAGGCCCUGGUGAAGAUGCAGCUGCUGAGGGAUGUUGUGGGAAAUGACACAUACAGAAUAAACAAUAAAUAUGAUGGGACCUACUCCCCUCUCCCUGUGGAAGAAGUCAUGCAACGGUCAGAGACGGUUAUUGGACAGGAGGUGGAAUAUGACAUACUUGUCAACAACUGUGAGCAUUUUGUGACUUUGCUUCGUUAUGGAGAAGGAGUUUCAGAGCAGGCCAACCAAGCAAUAAGUACCAUUGGGUUUGUGGCAGCUGCUGCUGGUGCCUUUUCACUCCUGGGCUUGUUUCCAAAAAGACAAAGAGCAAAAUACUAUUAAUGAUUUACUGAAGAGAUAUUGGAACUGAAGGAAUUUGUGAGGAGGGGAAAAAAAAACUGGGAUGAAUACUUAUUUUCAAUGCAUCAUUAUUGUUCCAAAUUCCAGUGAUGGAUGGCAGGCUCUUUAAUAAAUUGCUUACUGAUAUUAUCUCGUCA
This is a messenger RNA of Leptonychotes weddellii (Weddell seal), 665 nucleotides long. The record is from RefSeq and is a predicted model, not a curated record. NCBI's taxonomy places the organism in Eukaryota, Metazoa, Chordata, Mammalia, Carnivora, Phocidae.